Molecule: messenger RNA, 769 nt
Organism: Solanum tuberosum (potato)
Lineage: Eukaryota; Viridiplantae; Streptophyta; Magnoliopsida; Solanales; Solanaceae
Product: 60S ribosomal protein L44
Exons: 4
Coding region: 119-436 (105 amino acids)
Biological process (GO): translation
Cellular component (GO): ribosome
Molecular function (GO): structural constituent of ribosome
Source: RefSeq, a predicted model, not a curated record
GUCCACUAAUAGCCUAACCCUAAGCUUCACUACAAAACCCAAUCUCUUCGUACAUCAAAGGGUUAUUCAACGGCGUCAGUCUUCUCUGCUAUUUCUGUUCGAUUCUCCGCCGGCGACAAUGGUGAACGUUCCUAAGACAAAGAAGACUUACUGCAAGUCGAAGGAGUGCAAGAAGCACACCUUGCAUAAGGUUACGCAAUACAAGAAGGGGAAAGAUAGCUUAGCUGCUCAAGGAAAGCGUCGUUAUGAUCGCAAGCAGUCAGGUUAUGGUGGACAAACAAAGCCCGUCUUUCACAAAAAGGCAAAGACCACAAAGAAGAUUGUCUUGAGAUUGCAAUGCCAAGGUUGCAAACAUGUGUCGCAACACCCAAUCAAGAGGUGCAAGCAUUUUGAGAUUGGUGGAGACAAGAAAGGAAAAGGAACCUCUCUUUUCUAGAUUGCUUGUGAAGCAGAAUUUGAUCUUUCUCUUCUGUUCUAUUAACUGUUCAGAUAUUUUUGUUAUAUUGAAUGUAGUCAAGGAGUUUAUGUUAUCAGUUCAUGAUUAAUUAUGUGCUCAAUCAGUGAUUUUAUCAGGAGAUGAAAUGAAUAUUUUAAGUUUUUGAUUUAGCAGUUUUGAUUGUCUUGUUGAUGCAAUGAUGCUUAAGCUUUGGCAAGAAAGUUCAACAGAUGUACUGUCCUUGAGUACAUCAAUUCGAACAUUGGUGUUGUAUUGUUUAUUUAGCUACUUAAAAGUAGAAUCUGUAGUGGAAGUUACAUUUGUUGCAAGGUA